Carassius carassius (crucian carp) is the source of this 841-nucleotide messenger RNA. Its product is annotated as prolactin. Bases 113 to 745 code for a protein of 210 amino acids. Gene Ontology annotation, molecular function: hormone activity. NCBI's taxonomy places the organism in Eukaryota, Metazoa, Chordata, Actinopteri, Cypriniformes, Cyprinidae. Gene Ontology annotation, cellular component: extracellular region. The record is from RefSeq and is a predicted model, not a curated record. The transcript has 5 exons. Gene Ontology annotation, biological process: response to nutrient levels; positive regulation of receptor signaling pathway via JAK-STAT; positive regulation of cell population proliferation.
AUGAGAGGACCAAGAAGAGCAGGCCUAUAUAAUGGGAAGAAAAUGACAGAGAGCUCAAGAGAGGAAAUCAGACUGCAAAGAUUCAACCAAGAUCUGUUAAAACCAGUUAAAAAUGACUCAAGGAUCUAGACUGUACUUUGCAGUGGCUGUUCUGAUGUGUGCGUUUGUCUCCAUCAACGGUGUCGGUCUGAAUGAUUUACUGGAGCGAGCCUCUCAACUCUCAGACAAACUUCACUCUCUCAGCACCUCUCUCACUAAUGACCUGGAUUCUCACUUUCCUCCGGUUGGAAGGGUAAUGAUGCCCCGUCCGUCGAUGUGCCACACAUCCUCCCUUCAGAUUCCCAAUGACAAAGACCAAGCCCUGAAAGUCCCGGAGGAUGAGCUGCUGUCUCUGGCUCGUUCUCUGCUGCUGGCGUGGUCCGAUCCCCUUGCCCUUCUGUCCUCUGAGGCGUCCAGCCUGGCACAUCCAGAAAGCAACACCAUUGACAGCAAGACCAAAGAGCUGCAGGACAACAUCAACAGCCUGGGAGCAGGUCUGGAGCACGUCUUUAACAAGAUGGACUCAACUUCAGACAACCUGUCCUCUCUCCCUUUUUACAUCAACAGCCUCGGCCAGGAUAAAACCUCCCGACUUGUCAAUUUCCAUUUCCUGCUGUCCUGUUUCCGCAGGGACUCUCACAAAAUUGACAGUUUCCUCAAAGUUCUCCGCUGCCGGGCAGCCAAGAAGAGACCUGAGAUGUGUUAGAGAGGAAAUGCUGUGCUCUGCUUCUCUCAGUGUGCAUGUGACGUUAAAAUGGCAAAGCAGUGAGUGAUCAGAAAAAUCACUUCUUUUUAAUAUCCU